Molecule: messenger RNA, 3883 nt
Organism: Ostrinia nubilalis (European corn borer)
Lineage: Eukaryota; Metazoa; Arthropoda; Insecta; Lepidoptera; Crambidae
Gene: Wdr92
Product: dynein axonemal assembly factor 10
Exons: 6
Coding region: 101-1174 (357 amino acids)
Molecular function (GO): ubiquitin binding
Source: RefSeq, a predicted model, not a curated record
AUUACACUUUGUUUAUAUUUUAGGUUAGGAAUUAUCGAACUUACGGAUUAUUGAUAAAACUUCAAUAAUAUAAACUUGUUUUAAUUACUAAUUUAGAGAUAUGGAAAAUCAAGAUACACCUCAAAUAAUUACUCAUAUUGAACAUAAUCUGGAUCAUUCUUUAUUCGACUGCAAGUGGAUACCAUGUUCUGCAAAGUUUGUUGUGAUAGGGUCCUUGCCGAAAGGCUCAGGGACUAUAGAAAUAUUUGAAAUUACUUCUGGAGAAGCGCGGAAAAUAAAGGAGAUUGAGAGACCCAACGCCUUCAAGUGUGGCACAUUUGGCGCCAGCAGUGAUGUGGAAAGACGAUUGGCUACAGGAGACUUCAAAGGGACCAUGGAAAUAUGGGAUUUAGAAAGGAGCACCCAAGUGUACAUAACAAAAGAACAUACAGACAUAAUAAACUCCAUAGAUGGAAUGGGCGGUAACACUGUCAGUUGUGGAGCCCCUGAAAUUGUCACCGGAAGCAGAGAUGGGACUGUUAAAAUUUGGGAUCCUCGUCAAAGAGGAAAACCAGUAGCGAACAUGCAACCAGCUCAAGGAGAAACCAAAAGAGACUGUUGGGCUGUAGGCUUCGGCAACUCGUUCAAUGAUUCUGAACGAAUAGUCGUCGCUGGCUAUGAUAAUGGAGAUUUGAAAAUGUUUGACCUUCGCACAAUGUCUCUCAGAUGGGAGUGUAACCUCAAGAAUGGGGUAUGUUUCGCUGAAUUCGACCGUAAAGACAUUCCAAUGAACAAGCUUGUUGCAACUACUUUAGAAGGAAAGUUCCAUGUAUUUGAUGUAAGGACCCAAAACCCAGCUAAAGGUUUUGCUCAGGUCAUGGAUAAUACCACCAAAAGUGGGACUAUCUGGGUGGCGCGACACCUCCCGCAGAACCGCGACAUAUUUAUAACUUGCGCAGGCAAUGGACAAGUUACUCUUUGGAAAUACGAAUACCCCGAGCAGCGCUACCGGACCGACGAAAAGGGCGCGGCCGUCGGCGUCCCCGGCAAGCUGCGUCGUCUCCAACGCAUGGUGGUCAGCACACAGCCCAUCAACUCGCUGGAGUGGAACCGCGACCACCAGGGUCUAGCCGUGGCUACUGCCUACGACCAGUACGUUAGGGUUUUAGUUACCACCAAGCUCAACUUACAGUGAGAGUGAUGAGUUACUACGAAUAUUUUUGGACAUGUGAAAACAGACUUCAUUCUACUACUAUUAUUGCAACUUCAGUCUCCAGACUUGAGACGCCUCCAACGUACAAUCACAGAAUAAUAAUAAGUACUACGUACAGAAGUUUUACUUCGCGAAUGUAUUUAAAAAAAUGUAUGCUCAAUGUCAUUGACAAUAUGGUGUAAUUUAGCCUGUCUCAAGAGUCAAGAGUCAAGCACCAUUUUGUUGACAAACGUCAGUGAUCGGCACUGCGCCGAAGCUAUAGGGCUGACUUCGGUAAAAUGAUGUGACGUGAGGUGCCAAACUGCGGAAAAUGGCGGAGGAAAUACAUGAUUUAGCCUGAGGAUUUAGCAUGAAUUAUCAUGAAAUUAACUACUUAUUUACCUCUCAGUGUCUUGAGGCAACUUAAAAAAGUACAUUCUGUGUUUUUAUUAUUAUUUAGGCAGUUAAAUGCUGCACAGUAUUUAGUACACCAUUUCCUUUAUUUUCUUCCAUCAUACACAAGAAUACGCGUGCGUGAGUCAAUGUUCGAUCGUAUGUGAGGCCUUGUCGAAUAGUAUCCUGUAGGUGGGCCAUCGUGCGUGUUUUGUUUUCGAUGUAAACUCGCGGAGAUGAAGAGGCCUGGUACAAUGAAUGAGAAGUUACUUCAUCCUAUUGCUACAUGAGAAGGCUUUAGCGAAUAGCCAUUGCGGUCAAAUACCUAAACACCAGAAUCUGGCUAUUGCUACUGCUUACGACCAGUACAUCAGGGUUAAGGUCACCACUAAACUCAACUUACAGUGAGAGAAAGGAAUAGCUUUGUACGUAGGUAACAAACUUCAAACCUUUGCUACGAGUCUCCAGUCCAAUUGACAUGACUUCAGCGCCACACUUAGAUCUGCACAGCUUAGCGUUAAGACUGGACUUGCGAGUGCUGAUCGCUACCAAGCUCAACUUACAUUGAGAGUGAAGAGAAUGAUAAAAUGCUACUUUUUAGUUCAAUGCUAGUUGAACCUACUUUUUAGUAUUUAUUGAGAUAUUUUAUUUUUGCAUUAAAUAGAUACUAUUUUUUAUGUUUAGGACAUACCUAGGUGUAUAUAAGAUUAUUAUUUUUUAGUUUUAACUGAAGAAAAUGUUAUUUUAGUGUUUAUGUUGUUAUUUAAUUAAAAAUGCAAUGUACUUACAGGUUUAAAAUAAAACAUCAUGUCAAUUUUCUAACUCAAAAGAGCGAUUUAUUAUCCUAGCACUUAUCAUAAAUAAAAUUAAGGCUAGAAUUCAGUUCUUAUUACCACUAAUAAUGUUAGAACAUGUUUUACACUUCUCUCUGGAGUUCGAAUUUGCUCGUACAAAACGAAACCCAUGUAUUCGAACGAUACACUCGUCUGUAUAUCGUUUGCACUAUUGUAUUUAUCGAUACUCAACAUCGGAGCUCACAAAUAUCCAGUUAGAUUGCUUACACUCAUCUCUAAAGGGAAGUGUAAAACUUUUAUCGCAAAAGCAUCACUACUUUUCAACGUAACUGCUUCGUUCUAAUGAAAAAUAAUGCUAAAUAUAUCGAAACAUGUAUUUAGUGCAAAUAAUUUUUACAACACAUUUCAUUCACACAAUGCUACACAAAUGUAGACGUCUAUACUAUAAAAUACAGGGUGAAUAAUGGCAUUGUGUCAGUCGACGAAAUUUUAAAAUGUAACUGGUAUAUAAAGAUCGAUCGCAAUCUUGUUUGCUGCAUACAAACGUUUCUAUAUCUGUAAAAAUUAUCGAUUUUAUUGUCUGAACCUUAUAAACACAUGGCGGUAAGCGCGAUAUUUGUAUUAUACGUAGUGGUUAGUACGUGUGAACUAACCUCUCUAAGAUCCACAAAUAUGCACGUACAGUCAGCGUCAAAUAGUUCGUGACACCCAAAGUGGCCAAAAACUUUUUGGUUUGUGCCACGCCCCGCGUACGUCACACGACUUUAUUAUAAACCUUUAUUCACCCUGCACGCAUAACCUAUAUCAGCUCACUGUAACGCAAUCUUUUGUAACUCAUCUACUUUAUGUAGCCAUGUCGAUACAUAAACCAAUGCUAAAAGGCUGUUAAAAUACCUACAUUGAUAUAACCACUUACUAUAGACUCUUUAAAUAAGCAUUUUUUUUACCAAAUCUAGUCUAAAACAAGUAUAAUGCUAUGUGCAAUUAUUUGCAUUUAGUAAUUCAAUUAAUAGUUCUCGUUAAGACAACACAUGAAUAAUAAAUCGUUACAUUUGUCCCGCGAUUUGUCGUCUCAAAGGCGUUAACUUUACGUGGUAUCACUAACUAGUGAAUUCAAAUUGUACAAAAACUAAAUUUUCAUACGUCGUAAGCUAACGAUUGCUACGCCUAAUAACUUACAUUAUUUAUACAAUAUGCCCCCGAGGUUACCGAAAUGCCUGUCCGCUACACAUUCAACGUUUUUCUCUUACUUUCUUACAUCGUAAUGCAUGUAUAUUUAAAGAUUUGUAGUUUUUAAAACGUUGAAUGUGUAGUUAUCGGGCUGAUUCUGUCAUAUAACGAAAAGCUGCUCUGAGAUCGACAACUAUGAGUCUUAUCACAUACCGCUACUUGACGCUUAGGUCUACUUAGAAGUUUGUUAUCAUUUCACUAAUCACAGGUUUCUUAUUUCAACGAUUGAUGUAGUCGUUGGCAAUUAACAUCUAGUCUUUUUCUUUUUAUUUAAGUCAUUUAUUUUUUUUAAAGG